AACUUUGCCGGCUAGAUUUGCACUUUGUAAAGUCCGGCACUAAACAGCUUUAAUGCCGGCUUGCCAACAAUUAUUAUUAUCAUUAUCCAUGGAAAGUUUGCCGUGAAGUACACUUUCUAUCAGUUUUCUCCUCCGGCUUUGACUUAAUGUGUCUGGGUCUAUAAAUCGAUUUUAGUUGAUAGGAGGGAGCAAAGCUUAGGGACAGAGAUAAGGAUGGCGAUAAGGGGAGGCUUCCUGUGCUCCUUGGCAUGCCUCUUGUCCUCCAUUGCUGUCACUGCAGCUCUGGGAAGGCAGGGUGAUGCCCUCGACAAGCUCCGAAAGGGAGCUACUGUUACUUCGUCUUCCGACUUUGACACGUUCGCCUUCUCCGAUCUUACGUCGAGAUUGUACGCCGAUUCCGGGUCGAAGGAGAACGACCGGAUCGUCGAGCUGCCCGGCCAGCCUGCAGGAGUAGAUUUCGUUCAGUACGGGGGUUAUGUCACCGUCGACGAUCGAAACGGACGAGCUCUGUUUUACUACUUUGCGGAGGCAGCGGGCAAACAGAGCAGCUCCAAGCCUCUGCUUCUCUGGCUUAAUGGAGGUCCCGGGUGUUCGUCCUUCGGGAUCGGGGCGAUGCAGGAGUUAGGCCCCUUCCGCGUCAUGAGCGAUGGCAGAACUCUCUACAGGAAUCCUUAUGCUUGGAAUUCAGUGGCUAAUGUGUUGUUCCUGGAGAGCCCGGCGGGCGUCGGCUUCUCCUACUCGAACACCACCUCGGACUACAGCAAGAGCGGCGACAAGAAGACAGCAGAAGACGCGUUCGUCUUCCUGGUGAACUGGAUGGAGAGGUUCCCGGAGUACAAAGGCCGGGACUUUUACAUCGCAGGGGAGAGCUACGCCGGCCACUACGUGCCGCAGCUCGCCUACACCAUUCUCCAGAACAAGAACCAGUCCGCCGCCGGAGCUGCCAUCAACCUCAAAGGGAUCGCGAUCGGCAACGCGGUGAUCAACGACGAGACCGACAGCAGAGGGAUCUACGACUUCUUCUGGACGCACGCGCUGAUCUCAGACGCCACCGUGGAGGCAAUCCACAAGUACUGCAACUUCUCCCCCAACGCGGUGAAGGAACCCCAGCAGUGCCUUGACGCUGCGAGUGAGGCCGACAAGGUGUUCGAGGAGCUGGACAUCUACAACAUAUACGCUCCCCUGUGCUUCUCAUCCAAUUUGACUUCCCCUCCAAAGAAGCCUUCGAUCGAGGAUUUCGAUCCCUGUACGUCUAUCUACGUCAACGCAUACCUGAAUGAUCCGGAAGUACAGAAAGCUCUCCAUGCUAACAUCACAAGGCUCAACUACUCCUGGUCUUCCUGCAGCCGUGUAAUAUCGAAUUGGGUGGACAGUCCUUCUACAAUCCUACCAAUAAUUCAGCAAAUUCUAGCUCAUGGUGUACAGAUUUUGGUGUACAGUGGUGAUACUGAUGGUAGAGUUCCUGUUACUUCCACAAGAUACUCUCUCAAUGUACUAAAUCUUCCAAUCAAGUCCCCAUGGAGAUCUUGGACAAUCAACUCUGAGGUUGGUGGGUACACAGUGGUGUAUGAUAGGAAUUUGACAUUUGCCACAGUAAGAGGAGCAGGGCAUGAGGUUCCAAGUUAUCAGCCAGCUCGAGCACUGGUGCUCAUCGACAGUUUUCUUCAUGGACUGCAGCUUCCAGCCUGAAGGACACAAGAACUUGACACUAUGCAAUCUAGGAAUAAAAUGAUUGUGAGGACAAGGAUCCUUGCACUACUACUAAGUAGUUGAAUUCCACCAAUAUAGAAACACUCGAUAAACAUGCAGGAUUUAUCAUUGCAUAAUCUUUCUCCUACACUCUCUCCUCUCUCAGUGAUGUGUUUGAUUGCAAGUUUACUAUCAAUAAUUCAUAGUCCUGCAGUAGCAAAAUGUUUACUCUGUUAGUGAACACCAAUGGGAUGACACUUCCAACUAUUAUAUAUUGGCAUUAUGAGUACAAUCCUAUACCAUUACAGACAUUUAAUCUGAA
This is a messenger RNA of Musa acuminata subsp. malaccensis (wild Malaysian banana), 2011 nucleotides long. Its product is annotated as serine carboxypeptidase II-3. The record is from RefSeq and is a predicted model, not a curated record. Lineage: Eukaryota; Viridiplantae; Streptophyta; Magnoliopsida; Zingiberales; Musaceae. Gene Ontology annotation, biological process: proteolysis. Gene Ontology annotation, cellular component: vacuole. Gene Ontology annotation, molecular function: serine-type carboxypeptidase activity.